Messenger RNA from Microplitis demolitor, 1018 nucleotides. RefSeq names its product histone deacetylase complex subunit SAP30 homolog (gene Sap30). Gene Ontology annotation, cellular component: histone deacetylase complex. Gene Ontology annotation, biological process: regulation of DNA-templated transcription. Bases 392 to 919 code for a protein of 175 amino acids. Gene Ontology annotation, molecular function: transcription coregulator activity; protein binding. Lineage: Eukaryota; Metazoa; Arthropoda; Insecta; Hymenoptera; Braconidae. The record is from RefSeq and is a predicted model, not a curated record. The transcript is spliced from 3 exons.
UUCAGUACUUGCGAUAACUACACUGACAGACAAGUAAAUUUCAAGCAUUCUCCAUACGUAAUUGUGUAAUUGUAUGUUUUUAUGCUUAAGCAAUUAAAUAAUUAGUUAAAAAUUAAUUUUAAAUUACUUGCGAUUUUCCAUCGUCCAGCUCUCAGUUAUUAAAAAAAAAAAAAAUAUAAAAAGUAUUUAAAUGGACACGUGUUAAAUUAUCUUUGUUUUGUUGAAUUAAAUUUUUUAAUUUUAAUGUUAAAGUUGAGUAAUUAAAUAAUUAAUGUAAUUAAUUAGCAAGUGAUUUAAUUAUUUAGUGAGUCGAGUUUUUGGAGGAUGGUAAAUUAAUGGAAUUAAAUAUUAGGUAAUAAUAAAUAAGUUAUAUAUAAAUAUAUAAUUAAAAAUGAACGGAUUCAGUACCGGUGAAGAAGACUCUCGUGGUGCAUCUGAUCAGAUUUGUUGCCUCGUUGACGAGGGUGAAAGAUGUACCAGAGCUGCUGGAAAUGCGUCGUACAGCAAACGGAUACAAAAGACUGUUACUCAGAGACGGCUCAAAUUAAAUUUAGAUCAUAUGGCAAGACAUAUCUACAUAUGUGAUUAUCAUAAACAAGUAAUACAGUGCGCGAGAUCAAAACAACAGCAGCAAAGACGGAGAAAAGAUUCAGAAGAAGAUUCCGGAGAAACUGAUAACGAUGUACCAGAUGUUGAUUUAUUUCAACUGCAAGUUGGUACUUUAAGAAGAUAUAAAAGAUAUUACAAAGUACUUGCUAAACCUGGAUCAAAUAAAGCACAGCUCGCCGAUACUCUGAUGAAACACUUCAAAACAAUCCCAGUAUCGGAAAAAGAAGUAUCAAGUAUUUUUAUUUACACCGUUAAAACAAACGCCAACAAAUUGGAUCAGAAAAAUGGAGUCAGUGCUGACACAACGUAACCAUUAAUUAAUUUAUUAUUCUAAUUUUAUAAUAAUUACUGAUAAAAUUUAUUAAUUAAGAAAAAUAACUGUCUCCUAUAACUAUAAUUAAAGUAUAAA